CACAAAGCCGCGGCAUACUGUUUGCACACUGUCAUUUGCUGCUAAACGUGGCUCGCAGCAACUAGGAAACCGAUGUUUGAACGUGGUAAAUAAUAGGGGUAUAACCGCCGUAUCGCCGCAUGUCAGAGCGUUCUGGUUCGGGUUUCACCCUACCGGCUUGCAUGCGUUAGGCAGAUUAUAGGCUGCUUGGUAGUUGCCGCUCCUGCGCGGUGGCACACAGGGCAAAAGUCUGUGCUAUACUUGCUGAGUUCAAUAGAUUUUGUUUUAGUGGGUUUGGGGUCUAUAAGGUAUUUGUGGCCGCUAUCCAUCCUCACGCGCUCUGGAAUGCUCGUGGCACAUGGAUAAGAUGCAAGAAUGGACGUGGCCUGCGACGCGUCCAAAACAUUCCUGAUGUGUCAAAGCUUAGAGAUCGCCCAGCUGUCUCCGUCUCACUAUAAAGCUGGCGCGACCCACAGCUUUGAUGGGUACAUACCCCUUGACAAUAGGUGAGGGUUCUCUGCCAAGAUGUACGCCCUUUUGCACCUGCUGUUCGUAGCUGCUGCUGCUGCGUUUACAUUCGAUGAACUUUUCCUUAUGCAGAAUGCUCUCUGGGACCACUUUCUCUAUCCAGCGAAUUUGCAGCAGAUCAACGCAACGGACACCUCUGUCUUUGCUGAAGAUGUCCAGGGCCGGGUAGAUAUAACGCGAACAUUCAACGGGCGCGAACUCAACAACGAGUACAUCUUCGGCCUCUUCUCAGACCCGGAGCAUCUGAGCCUCGUCGGUGUUCCCAUCACAUACAAGAUCACCCAGUUCGCCGCAAACGAGAACAUCGCAUCUGCAACGACACUCUUCACCUUCAACGCCACCUCCUUCAGCAACACCCUCAUCCCCGUCACCGUCGACACGUGGAUUCUGUUCAACGCAGAGGGGAAAAUCGCGCAGUACGACGCGACAUUCCGGUGGUUCGGAUGGCUGCUCGAUGCGCUCCUGGACGCCGCAGGAACACUGCUGUUCAAUACGACCGAUCCCGCAGAGACGCAGACAAAGCUGGGCGGUCUUCUUGCGGAGACGAUCUGCCAGACGCACGAGGACUACUGCGUGGGCGCAAACGUGCAGUACUCGAAUAAGGCACAGUGUGUUGAUUUCCUGGCGAACAAGACCCGGUUUGGCAAGGCGUAUGAACUAGGGAGAAACACGCUGCUUUGCCGCGAGGUCCAUGAACACAUGGUUCGGCAUCGGCCGGCAGUGCAUUGCCCGCAUAUUGGGCCUACUGGUGGUGAUUAUUGUGUUGAUGAUAAGUCUUACGCGGCUGUUGUCACCGAGAUGUAUUUCAGGGAGCCGUUUAUUCCGGCCGGAGGAGGAGGGAUGUUUUAAGCUUACUGUAGUAGCGUAUCUGCUUUGAACACCAGUGAUUCGAUGCAAGUAUUAAUUCUCAUAGGACUUGAUAAACGAUAACAGCAAAUAUGCCCAACUGAUGAUAAAUUACCAUCAAAGGGCAGUUAGGCGAUUUACUGCAUGUUAUGUCGACGAUUCGUCUUGAAGUAAGUCGAUAUAAACUUGCUUAGUCCUUGUGAUAGGAAGUUUGACAAGCUCUGAGCAUGUCUAUAUGUAUUAUCCUCCUAAUUAAAACAGGC
Messenger RNA from Aspergillus calidoustus, 1616 nucleotides. NCBI's taxonomy places the organism in Eukaryota, Fungi, Ascomycota, Eurotiomycetes, Eurotiales, Aspergillaceae. The record is from the annotation of a GenBank genome assembly.